Brassica napus (rape) is the source of this 4362-nucleotide messenger RNA. Its product is annotated as L-type lectin-domain containing receptor kinase IV.4-like. Gene Ontology annotation, cellular component: plasma membrane. The record is from RefSeq and is a predicted model, not a curated record. Bases 2211 to 4229 code for a protein of 672 amino acids. Gene Ontology annotation, molecular function: protein kinase activity; carbohydrate binding; ATP binding. The transcript is spliced from 4 exons. Lineage: Eukaryota; Viridiplantae; Streptophyta; Magnoliopsida; Brassicales; Brassicaceae. Gene Ontology annotation, biological process: protein phosphorylation.
AAAAAUUGUCUUUAUGUUUAUUUUGUUUAAGUUCUGUCGUCAAAAAUUAAAAAAUCUCUUAUCUUCUUCGAUGUUCAAUCUGAGGCUUGUCUUCGAUGUUCAAUCUGAAGACAUUUUUCUGCCGUCAAAAUAGGUAGUGGAAGAUCGAACUUUUGAUUUGGCCGAUCUAUAAUCAUAUAUAAAAGAUAGGAUCAAGGUGAUCAGGGUUCAAAUUAGUUACAUGGAUGUUGACUUGAAGUUUUCGGAUCUCUUUGACAAACUGAUAUGAAGGUAAUUAGACAAUUAAAAGAAUUGAUCUCCUUGUCAGAUUGGAGUGCAAAAAAUAAACGUCAAUAAUACUUAUGAUUCUGCAAAGGUUAUUGAACACUUAUGCAAGGUUAGGUAUAUAUAAUGUAAAUGUGAAGCCCUAAUCAAUGGAAUAUACUUUAAGUGGGGCGGAAGACAUAAUCUUGUGAUUUUAUGGAAGAAUAUAAUUUGUUUCCAAAAUUUCUCCAUAUCGUUCGCAAAUAAUGGGAAACCAGUGAGAUCGUUAUAUCUUUAGAUUUUUUAUAAAUCUAGAAUUAAUUGUUUCUUCCUCUGCAAGAAAAUGAACUGGUUGUAAUCAAAAAGAUAUGAUAUUGAAGAGGAGAUAUUCGAUUAUAGGUUUGUAUUUAAUGUGAUGUCCUCCUACGUUUUCGGUUAAAUGUUGUAAAGUUUCAAAUUCUUAGUUUACUUUUACGUAAUCAUCUUUAGAAGUUAAUUUAUUGAUGUUAAGUUUAUAUUUGAAUAUGGAAAACACAUUAAUAUAACUGAAAAAGACAAACUUAAAAAUAGGUAGAUAAAUUUAUUACUUCAGUGGCAUUCAAAUGUAAUUAAGUUUGAAAACUAAGGGGUAAUUUUAAAUGGUACUUCUCUUUUAAUAAUAGAGACUAGAGCUUGACCCGUGCGCCCGCGCAGGUAUUAGUUUUUAUGUAUUUAUACAUUGAUAUUUGUUUUUCAUGAUUAGUGCAAUAUAUUUUAGAUAUGUCUACAUAUAACUAAUUGUAUUCAAAAGAUCCAGAUCGAACCGGAUAAUAUGAUUAUUUUUGGUUCAAAUAUCUAAAUCAUUUUCAAAUACAUUCGUUAUUUGAAUAUUUUUACUUUUCUGUAUAUCAGAACCAAAUUCAUACAGAUCCGGGAGAUCCAACUUGAAUCUCACACUUAUAUCCAACUAUGGCCUAAUUUCAAAACCCAAAAAAUCUAUACUCGAAAAACGAUCCGUACCUAAAUGGGUACCCGAAUAUCUAUGCCUAACAGAUUUCGUAAAAAAAUAAAUAUAUGUAUAGAUAUAUAUUUAUGUGUUUGGCUAAAUUAAAUGAAAUAGAAAAUUUUUUAUUUAGUAAUAUUUUUACAAUAUUAAUAAUAAUCAAUAUAUGAAUAUCGAUUUGUUUAGAUAAGUUUUGGAAUUGUAAUUAGUUAAUUUAAAUUAAAUUUAAAAUGCAGUGGUAGAAUCCGUAAAUAAAAAGAAAUACAAAAGGAAGUACCUAAAAAGAUAUUUCAAAACCCAAAAAAUCUUUACCCGAAAGAAACAACCCGUACUUAAAUGGGUACCCGAAUGUCUAUGCCUAACUGAUUCCGUAAACAAAUAAAAAAUUUAUUUUAAUGUGUUUGGCUAAAUUAAAUGAAAUAGAAAUUUUUUUUUAGUAAUAUUUGUACAAUAUUAAUAAUGAUCAAUAUAUGAAUAUCGAUUUGUUUAGAUAAGUUUUGGAAUUAUAAUUAAUUAAUUUAAAUUAAUUUUAAAUGUAGUGGUAGAAUCUGUAAAUAAAAGAAAUACAAAAAUAAAUACCUAAUUUAUUAUAAAUGCAAUGACUAAAUGUGUAAAUAAAAGAAAAUACAUAUACUGCUAUCCAAGUUUCCAAACAAUUCUUAUAUAACAUUGUCAUCCAUGUUUCCAAACAAACCAUCUUUUUAAACUGCAAGUCAUGUUUCCAAACAAACCUAAUUUGUACUUCAGUUUUAAUAAUAUAGAUAUAUCCUUGUUUUGAUAUCUUGUUCUAUCAUUCGUGUCUUCUACUAAUUUUCCACCAUGAAUUAAAUCGAGUUACACUUAUGGUGACGACUCUUCCCUUGACGCGUAAAAAAAUACUGACUUUUCUACACACUCUCCACACUAUAAAUUGACUUGGUUUCUCAUAAACUCAAAAACACCUUAAACCAAAGCUAAACUGUUUGGAAGAAACAAUUACGGAGCCAUGUUCGUGAAGCUCCUCACCAUUGUCUUCUUCUUCUUUAGUCUACUUUCUCAACUUCCAAAAUCAUCUUCCCAAGUUCUUAACUUCACUUACAAUGGCUUCACUCCUCCACUGACUGACAUAUCCCUCCAAGGGAUCACCACAGUCACCCCGAACGGUCUCUUGAUGCUAACCAACUACACAGAGCAGAGAACGGGUCACGCCUUCUAUACGAAACCAAUCCGGUUCAAAGAUUCUCCAAACGGCACCGUUUCUUCCUUCUCCACAACAUUCGUCUUCGCUAUUCAUUCUGAAAUCCCGAUACUUAGUAGCCACGGCAUGGCUUUCGUCGUUGCUCCUAACGCAAGCCUCCCUGACGCAACAGCAAGUCAAUACCUGGGUCUCUUCAACAUCUUAACCAACGGUAAUGACACAAAUCAUGUCUUUGCUGUCGAGCUGGAUACCAUCCGGAGUACCGAGUUCAAUGAUAUGGACGAUAACCACGUCGGAAUAGAUAUCAAUAGCAUGAAGUCAGUGAAUAGUUCGUAUGCUGGGUACUGGAACGAAUCAGGUCAGUAUAAUAAUCUGACUUUGAUAAGUCGCAGAAGGAUGCAGGUUUGGGUCGAUUAUGAUGGUCAUACCCAUCAGAUCGAUGUAACAAUGGCUCCGUUCAGAAAGGCUAAACCUACGAAACCACUUGUUUCCAUCGUCAGAGAUCUGUCUUCGGUUCUUUUGCAAGAUAUGUUCGUAGGUUUCUCGUCUUCGACAGGUUCUGUUCGUUCUGAACAUUAUGUUCUCGGAUGGAGUUUCCGGGUGAAGGGGAAAGCUCCGCCGUUGGCCUUAUCAAAACUUCCAAAACUUCCGAUGUGGGAGCCCAAGAGAAUCUACAUCAUCUCCAUGUUUGAUUCCCCUCUUAUUGAGUCUCUUUCCAUAUUUUUGAUUCCCCUCUUAUUCAUUUCCAUGCUCAUCUUACUCGUACGCUUCAUCAUAAGGAGGAGGAGAAAGUUCGAGGAGGAACUCAAAGAUUGGGAAACAAGGUUUGGGAAGCACCGAUUGAAGUACAAGGACUUGUACCAUGCCACCAAAGGGUUCAAGGAGAAGGACCUUCUCGGAUCAGGUGGGUUUGGAAGCGUUUACAGAGGUGUCAUGCCUAAGACAAACAAAGAGAUUGCUGUGAAAAGAGUCUCCAACAAAUCCCGACAAGGGUUGAAAGAGUUUGUGUCUGAGGUCGUGAGCAUCGGUCGGAUGAGCCAUCGAAACUUAGUCCCUCUCAUGGGUUAUUGCCGCAGGAGGGACGAGCUUCUUCUAGUGUACGAUUACAUGCCCAAUGGAAGCUUAGACAAGUAUUUGUAUAAUAAUCCGGAGGUAACCCUCGACUGGAAACAGAGGAUUAAAGUCAUUAACGGCGUGGCCUCCGCCUUAUUCUACCUUCACGAGGAAUGGGAACAAGUGGUGAUUCACCGCGAUGUCAAAGCAAGCAACGUCUUGUUAGACGCGAACCACAACGCGAGACUCGGGGAUUUUGGUUUAGCUCGAUUGUGCAGUCAUGGUUCGGACCCUCAAACCACCCGAGUCGCUGGAACAUGGGGAUACCUAUCCCCCGAUCACGUCAGGACAGGAAGGGCCACUACUGCUACCGAUAUGUUUGCCUUUGGGGUGCUACUACUAGAAGUAGCUUGCGGUAGACGUCCUAUCCAGAUUCAGAACGAGGGUGGUGAGAGGGUGUUGCUCUUGGAUUUGGUUUUUGAGUUUUGGAGUGACGGAAACAUUUUGGAUGCUAAGGAUCCGAAUCUAGGGACGGAAUGUGAUCAAAGAGAAGUCGAAAUGAUUUUGAAACUAGGUUUGUUGUGCUCUCACUCCAACCCACAAGCUCGACCAAGUAUGAGACAAGUGUUAAAUUAUCUAAGCGGAGAUGACGUGCUACCAGAUUUGUCACCAUUGGAAUUUCGUGGGCUGGGAAUCCACCAUGGAAUUGGUGAGCUAGACAUGUUUACAUGUGGAUCUUCCAUGGUUGAUUCUAUAGUCUCUGGUGGGAGGUGAUUUUGAAUAUCAGAAUGCUUGUGUACAUAUGUCUUACAUUACAGACUGUAGAAAAGGACUAUCCAAACCGUGUUGUAUCUUUACGUGAAAUAAAUGAAACUUUAUGAACGUAGGAGACCAGUUUACUCUUGCA